AUGGAAAAGACAGAAAUUCUUGUACAGAAGACAAAUCCGGAAACUAUUAAAUUUGAUGAAAAUUUGGCCAAGGAAGUGCCAAAGUGCGAAGAUCAUAUCAUCAUUCAUUUAAGGAACAACAAUGUUCCACUACUGGUUGCUGGAGGAGGUGGUGGUUUAAAAAACCUGAACAAACGUCUAGAAAAUUGUGAUGCCAGCAAUAAGACAUCGGGAAAAAAUAAUAAAUGUGUCACACCUUGUGUAAACUGGGCUGAAGGAGUAAAUAGACAGGGAGCAAAGCAGGCAGACUCAGAAAAUUCAGGUGAUGGAGGAGGUGGAUUUUACAGCAAUGGAAGAAGUAGUAAUCUGUUUGGAGGUAGUGGUGGAACAUAUGGUAAUAGAGGAGGACCAGGUGGAGGUGGGGGCUCCUCAGGUGGAGCAUCCGGGGAUAAUGUGAAUGGAGCUUGUGGUGGUGGAGGUGGAUCGUACAAUGUGGGAAAAAAUCAAGUAAACAAGUCAGCAUUUAAUGAGAAAGGAGACGGAUAUGUCUUUUUAACUCUUUAUGUUAAUUAG
Molecule: messenger RNA, 552 nt
Organism: Xenia sp. Carnegie-2017
Lineage: Eukaryota; Metazoa; Cnidaria; Anthozoa; Malacalcyonacea; Xeniidae
Product: glycine-rich RNA-binding protein GRP2A-like
Exons: 4
Coding region: 1-552 (183 amino acids)
Source: RefSeq, a predicted model, not a curated record